AUGCUUCCCCCGGCACUUAACAUCCCAAAAUGGCUCGAAGCCAACUCGCACCUUCUGAAACCACCAGUAAAUAACUACUGUGUCUACCACCCCUCGUCACCGGCGACAGCCGGGUACACGGUGAUGAUCGUCGGCGGGCCCAACGCGCGAACAGACUACCACAUCAACUCGACACCCGAGUUUUUCUACCAGUACCGGGGAUCAAUGCUUCUCAAGACUGUGGACGCUUCGACCUCACCACCCACGUUCCAAGACAUCCCUAUCCACGAAGGCUCGAUUUUCCUGCUUCCGGCGAAUACACCCCACUGCCCGGUGAGAUUUAAGGAUACAGUGGGUGUGGUAAUGGAGCAGCCGCGGGUGGAGGGCGCAGAGGAUAUUAUGAGGUGGUAUUGUAGAAAGUGCAAUGGGGUUGUAUGGGAAAAGCGUUUUGUGUGUACCGACCUUGGGACGCAGGUCAAGGACGUUGUGGAGGAGUUCGGUGCCGAUGAGGAAAAGCGGCGAUGCAAGGCGUGUGGUGAGGUUGCGGCAACCAGGUACGCGGAAGGAGAGUUGGUACAACCUCCUUCGUGCCCCGAAUGA
This is a messenger RNA of Penicillium cinerascens, 579 nucleotides long. RefSeq names its product 3-hydroxyanthranilate 3,4-dioxygenase. NCBI's taxonomy places the organism in Eukaryota, Fungi, Ascomycota, Eurotiomycetes, Eurotiales, Aspergillaceae. Gene Ontology annotation, cellular component: cytoplasm. The coding region runs from base 1 to 579 and encodes 192 amino acids. The record is from RefSeq and is a predicted model, not a curated record. The transcript has 2 exons. Gene Ontology annotation, molecular function: iron ion binding; 3-hydroxyanthranilate 3,4-dioxygenase activity. Gene Ontology annotation, biological process: 'de novo' NAD+ biosynthetic process from L-tryptophan; quinolinate metabolic process.